Leopardus geoffroyi (Geoffroy's cat) is the source of this 4595-nucleotide messenger RNA. RefSeq names its product terminal nucleotidyltransferase 4A (gene TENT4A). The record is from RefSeq and is a predicted model, not a curated record. NCBI's taxonomy places the organism in Eukaryota, Metazoa, Chordata, Mammalia, Carnivora, Felidae. Gene Ontology annotation, cellular component: nucleolus; TRAMP complex. The transcript is spliced from 13 exons. Gene Ontology annotation, molecular function: mRNA binding; poly(A) RNA polymerase activity. Gene Ontology annotation, biological process: RNA 3'-end processing. Bases 104 to 2485 code for a protein of 793 amino acids.
CCCGUCCGUCCGUCCGUGCGCGGCGCGGCCGGGGCUCGGGGCGCGGCGGGGGCGGGGCCGCGGCGGGGCGGGCGGGCGCGCGGGCCCGCGGGGCGGCGCGUGGAUGGAUCCGCGCGUGGCCUGGAUCCAGCCCGAGCAGAAGGGGCCGGCCAAUGCCCUGUGGAUGCAGAUCUGGGAGACCUCGCAGGGCGUGGGCCGCGGCGGCUCGGGCUUCGCGUCCUACUUCUGCCUCAACUCGCCCGCGCUGGACACGGCGGCCGCGGCGGGGGCGGCGGGGCUGGGCGGCGGCGGCGGCCUGGCCGGGCCCGCGCUGCCCGCCGCGUCGCCCCCGUCGCCCGUGCCCGGCCCCACCGCACUGCCCCCCGCGUUGCUGACGGCGCUGGGGCCCGCGGCCGAGGGCGCCCGGCGCCUGCACAAGUCGCCGUCGCUGUCGUCGUCGUCGUCGUCCUCGUCCAACGCCGAGUCGGGCACCGAGAGCCCCGGCUGCUCGUCGUCGUCUUCGAGCAGCGCCUCGCUCGGCCGGGCGGGCGGCGGCCGCGGCGGCGGCGGCGCCUUCUUCCACUUCGCCGACGGCCCGCCGAGCGCCCCGGGCGCGGCCAACGGGCACCCGGGGCCGCGCGGUCCCGCGCCCGCCGGCUCCCCGCCGCAGCACCAGUUCCACCCGGGCCGCCGGAAACGCGAGAACAAGGCCAGCACCUACGGCCUCAACUACCUGCUGUCGGGCAGCCGCGCGGCCGCGCUGAGCGGAGGGGGCGGCCCCGGGCCCCAGGCGCCGCGGCCCGGCACGCCGUGGAAGAGCCGGGCGUACAGCCCGGGCAUCCAGGGACUUCAUGAGGAAAUAAUUGACUUUUAUAACUUCAUGUCCCCUUGUCCUGAAGAAGCAGCCAUGAGACGGGAGGUGGUGAAACGGAUCGAAACGGUGGUUAAGGACCUCUGGCCAGCAGCUGAUGUACAGAUAUUUGGCAGCUUUAGUACAGGCCUCUAUCUUCCCACGAGCGACAUCGACUUAGUGGUCUUUGGAAAAUGGGAGCGCCCUCCUCUGCAGCUGUUGGAGCAGGCCCUGCGGAAGCACAACGUGGCCGAGCCGUGCUCCAUCAAAGUCCUUGACAAAGCGACGGUACCGAUAAUAAAGCUCACAGACCAGGAGACUGAAGUUAAAGUCGACAUCAGCUUUAACAUGGAGACUGGGGUCCGGGCAGCGGAGCUCAUCAAGAAUUACAUGAAGAAAUAUUCAUUGCUGCCUUACUUGAUUUUAGUAUUGAAACAGUUCCUCCUGCAGAGGGACCUGAAUGAAGUUUUUACAGGUGGAAUUAGCUCAUACAGCCUAAUUUUAAUGGCCAUUAGCUUUCUACAGUUGCAUCCAAGAAUUGAUGCCCGGAGAGCUGAUGAAAACCUUGGAAUGCUUCUUGUAGAAUUUUUUGAACUCUACGGAAGAAAUUUUAAUUACUUGAAAACUGGUAUUAGAAUAAAAGAAGGAGGUGCCUAUAUCGCCAAAGAAGAGAUCAUGAAAGCCAUGACCAGUGGGUACAGACCAUCGAUGCUGUGCAUUGAGGACCCUCUGCUGCCAGGAAAUGACGUGGGCCGCAGUUCCUAUGGGGCCAUGCAGGUGAAGCAGGUGUUUGACUAUGCCUACAUUGUUCUCAGUCAUGCCGUGUCGCCCCUUGCGAGGUCCUAUCCAAACAGAGACUCGGAAAGCACUCUGGGAAGAAUCAUCAAGGUCACUCAGGAGGUGAUUGACUACCGGAGGUGGAUCAAGGAGAAGUGGGGCGGCAAGGCUCCCCCCGCGCCCGAGCCUGAUGACAGAAUUAAGAUAAAGGAACGAAUCAGCACGUGUGACGGGGACCAGCCGCAGCGCCGGGACCCGGAGUCCGCCUACAGCCAGCGCCUGACCCUGUCUCUGCCCAGCCCCCAGCUGCUCUCGUCCGGCUCCUCCACCUCCUCCGUGUCCUCGCUGUCGGGAAGCGACAUUGAUUCCGACACGCCGCCCUGCGUGACGCCCAGCGUCUACCAGUUCAGCCUGCAGGCGCCCACGCCCCUGCUGGCCAGCCUGCCCACCGCCUUGCCGAUGACGAGCGGCAAAGCCCAGCCCGCCACCUCCAGGACGCUGGUCGUGACAACUAACACUCAGACCAGGUUCACGAUACCUCCACCGACCCUCGGGGUGGCCCCUGUCGCUUGCAGACAGGUUGGUGUCGAAGGAGCUCCAGCGUUGAAAGCCGUUCACCACAUGUCUUCCCCGGCCAUUCCGUCCGCAUCUCCCAACCCGCUCUCGAGUCCUCACCUGUAUCACAAGCACAGUGGCAUGAAACUGUCCAUGAAAGGCUCGCAUAGCCAUGGCCAGGGCGGCACGUACGGCUCCGUGGGCAGCGGAGGCGUGCGGCCCCCCGUGGGCAACCGGGGCCACCACCAGUACAACCGCACCGGCUGGAGGAGGAAAAAACACACACACACGAGGGACAGCCUGCCUGUCAGUCUGAGCAGAUAAUGGCCCCGACGGCGCCUCCUGGCCCCCGCUCUCCGCAGACUCAGGCCGGGCGGCCUCGCGCCCGGCCGGGAACUGAGACCAGCAUCCAGCACAGCACGCGGGCCGGGCCCCUCGGGGCGCCCGCCGCCGCUCACUCUGCAUGUUCCUCGUGUGGUGGUCGCGUCCAUCUUCAAGAACAGCUCCCAGUGCUCGUCUGUGAAGCCUUACUCGGCGCGGACGCUGUCCUCCGCCUGCCCGGGCGUCUCCCUCGGCGCCCGGGCGGGCCUGGACAGGGCCUGCAGGACGCGACGUUGGCCUCGGCGCUCCUCGGCAGCGGGUCUGGCUCCCUCGCGGUGCGGCUGUUUUCGUGGCGCGUCUGUCGGAGCGACAGGGGCCGACCCCGGUCUCGUGUCCUCCUCGGCGGGCGGGGCGGGGAGGCCGCCAUCGUCUCACUGCCCUCACGCUUCGUGUCCCGUGUCAGAACUGUUUUUCUAUGUAAAUACUGAGAAGUUAUGAUUUGUGCAAUAACUCAGAUAUUUUUAUUUAAUUCAUAUUUUCACAUAAGUUAUAUUUAAAGGAGGAGGUUUUUUUUAAACAAGCUUAGGUCCUUUCCCGAGUCGCAUUUUCUAAGUUGGGUUCAUCGUGUCGGCUGGUUGUCUGAUGAGCACCGUUACCAACACCGCGAGUGAGGGGCUCGGGGUUUGUUUUCGUGUUUUCCUUUUGGUCAGACGCGGGCGAGGCCUCUCAGCGCCCGGCGGGGGAGCCGAGUGGCCCCGGCGGUUCUCGGAAGCGGCUCGGCCCCCAAGCCCUCUGACCAGCUGCCCGCCGGCCCUGCCCUCCGGCCCGUCUGUUGUCUCGCUCUGACCACAGAGCUUAACGUUUUGGUUUUUGGUUCUUUUAAAGUAGACAACAAAUCCAGCAUUUAAAGUGCCAGAACUUUCUAAGGGGAGAAAGGGUUGUCACAUUAUAAAAUCCUAAAAAAACAAAUGUGAACUUUGAGAUGCUUCCGUCAGUUUUAGUAACGUGGCCUGUAAGGAUGGGUCUGGUGAAUAUCAGUACGGACAAUGGUACCCAGUUUUAGGAAUGUGGAGAAAGGAAUUAUGUUGAUUCCAUUGAGGAAUCUGUAUAGCAGUAUGCCUUCGUUCUGUUAAGAGCAAACCUAUGAGGAGUCCUUCAGCUGCUCAGUGCACCUUGGGGAGUAUUUUUAACGUGUUGCAGGAGAGCACAGCCCAGGGGUGGGGCCGGGGGCGGCUGGCGCCCGACUGGAGAAGCCUACAGGCGUAGUACGCGGGCGCAGUCUGCCGCGGCGGCCACUGUCCUUGGCCUUGUUCUCAACAAGAAUAUGUCCAUCCUGCCUAACCCCGAGUUUUCGGAGCACCACAGUUGUCCUGGGUGUUGUUGGCUGCAUCUCAGAGGCCGUCUGAGCCCCCAGUUCUAAAAUGGGGGUUUCGGCCCUGCUGAACACUACAGGUAGGCUGGUCUUUGAAGUCCACUAGUGGAGAACGUCGAGUCGCGAGACUUACUGCCAUGACACCUGAUCGAUGUGCCGAGUGGGCGCUCUGGAGUGCGGCCUGGUGGUGGGGCCCCAGGGAGGGCGGCUCCGCAUUGUUGCGGCCGGCCUCGGACCCAGGACUGGCUCACAGCGCCGUCGAGAGCUGGGGCUGUGGGCUGUCGGGGUGGUGGGGGGGGGGGGGCGGCAUUCCAGAACAGAGUAGCACAUGUCUGCAGUUCUUGUUGAUCGAAAGUUAUCAAAAAUAUUUAAAGAUAUUUAAAUCGUGAAUCUAUUGAUAAAGAAAUAUUUAUAAAAACUGAUACGUAGGCCUGUACUAAUCUCCGCACAUUAGCAAUAUUGACUGUAACCCUACAUCAAGGAGCCACCGCGGGGCGAGGGCCCCGGGGGGUGUGCAUUUUAAAGCUCGAUUCGUAGACACAGGCGCCACACCCCGUCCCCGUCAUGGUGAACCGAAUGAAUUGGCCUGGCUACCACUGUGGUCACGCGCUACAGGUUGAACAAAACGAUAUCAUGUUUCGAUUUUUUUUUGUGUGUGGACAACAAUGUGGAAGCUAAAAUUGACAUAUUUUUAUGUAAAGUUUUUCUAUUCUUUGAUUUUUAAUAAACUUUGGAAAGCAG